Messenger RNA from Oncorhynchus nerka (sockeye salmon), 2472 nucleotides. RefSeq lists its product as uncharacterized. Lineage: Eukaryota; Metazoa; Chordata; Actinopteri; Salmoniformes; Salmonidae. The record is from RefSeq and is a predicted model, not a curated record. Bases 216 to 881 code for a protein of 221 amino acids. The transcript is spliced from 2 exons.
UUGGAGGGUCUCUAUAAACAGGCAGACAGAGAGAUACUGUCCUCUUCUCCCUGGGGAUACGUACUGAAAACUCAACCAACAUUGCUCUUGGAUUGUUUAACUCUUAGAGCUCGAUUUGGUUCCUAGCGCUUAGUUGAAAGAGAGGGACUUUGCAUCUCAUUGUAAUGAGAUACGACCUUCGGUGUGACUUUUGAUAUUGAGAGCAGUUACCCACCAUGCCUGGAGUGAACCUGGACUUCCUGUCGGCCUCAGAGGCUCCACAGCCCCUGGUGGGCAAUCCAGACAGCCUGUGUGCUGAGUCUGGUUUGGAGGAGGUGAUUGGUGACCUGCUAGCCCAAGAUCAGGCUGAGGAGGAGGAGAGUGAUGGUGGUGAGUGUGGGCUGGAGCUGACACUGCGCUGUGCCGUGGGGGAGAUCCACAGUGACCUGCAGGCCUUUGGGAAGCGGGUGGAUGCACGGCUCGAGGAGGCUGCAGCGCGUGUGGCUCCUCUGUCUACAGCUUUGGCAGCUCUGCAGGAGGAGAACUUGAGGCUGCGUAUCCAGCAGGAGAGGCUGGCCCGCCAGGUGGAGGCUCUAUGUCAGGCCCUGGGCCUGCCUGAACCACCAUCUUACACAGCCUUCGUCCCGGAGCCAACACCCAGCACUCCCAAUGACCUCCAACUUCCAUCCAGCACACCCCUCAGCCCUAAAACACCCGAUGGACGAGAUUGUGAACCUGAGGCCACACCAGUCCCACACUGUCCCACCUUUGCCACACGUCGUUCUUCUUCCACCUCCUCACUGAUAGGACUAGGAGGCAUCUCUCACAGCAACAGCAUGGUGGACUCCAAUGAAGUUGUAGGAGCAUCUCAAGGAGGAUCAAUGGAAACAGGAUGCAUCUGAGCUCAAUUUCAAGUCUCAUAGCAACGGGUCUAAAAACUUAUGUAAAUAAGGUUUUUCUGUUUUUUUUAGUUUUAAUACAUUUACAAAAAAAUCUAAAAACCUGUUUUGGCUUUGUCAUUAUGGGGUAUUGUGUGUAGAUUGCUGAGGUUUACAAAAAAUAUAUAAUAAUUUUAGAUUAAGUCUGUAAUGUAACAAAAUGUAGAAAAAGUGAAGGUGUCUGAAUACUUUCCAAAAGCACUAGUGUGUGUGUGUGUGUGUGUGUGUGUGUGUGUGUGUGUGUGUGUGUGUGUGUGUGUGUGUGUGUGUGUGCUAUCGUUCAAAAGUUUGGGGUUACUUAGAAAUGUCCUUGAUUUUUAAAGAAGAGUACAUUUUUUGUAAAUUAAAAUAACAUAAAAUUGAUCAGAAAUCCAGGUUAGACAUGGUUAAUGUUGAAAAUGACUAUUGUUGCUGGAAAUGGUUUUUAAUGGAAUAUCUACAUUGUCAUACAGAGGCCCAUUAUCAGCAACCAUCACUCCUGUGUUCCAAUGGCACGUUGUGUUAGCUAAUCCAAGUUUAUAAUUUUAUAAGGCUAAUUGAUCAUUAGAAAACCCCUUUGCAAUUAUGUUAGCACAGCUGCAAACUGUUGUCCUGAUUUAAAGAGGCAAUAAAACUGGCCUUUAGACUAAUUGAGUAUCUGGAGCAUCUGCAUUUGUGCGUUCGAUUACAGGCUCAAAAUGGCGGGAAACAAAUAACUAUCUUCUGAAACUCGUCCGUCUAUUCUUUUUCUGAGAAAUGAAGGCUAUUCCAUGCAAGAAAUUGCCAAGAAACUUAAGAUCUCGUACAACACUGUGUACUACUCCCUUCACAGAAUAGCGCAAACUGUAACCAGAAUAGAAAGAGGAGUGGGAGGCCCCGGUGCACAACUGAGCAAGAGGACAAGUACAUUAGAGUGUCUAGUUUGAGAAACGGAUGCCUCACAAGUCCUCAAAUGUCCUUCUUUUUCAUUGUUGCAAAUAAAAAACACCAGCAAAUCAGCUUCAAGUGAUUUUAAUUUUGUAAAUCUGUUCCCAAGUAUUACUACGCAUAGAGACACGUGAUCAAAUACAAAUGUAAACAAGGUUUGAAAUGGUUUUGUUUUAGUCAAAUAUUAUCUGUUUGGCCUUCUUGCGGUCAAUUUGCAGCCUACAACUUAUUUAUAAUUAUGUUCUGGCCCCCGACCAUCCACUCAAGUACAAAUGAUCCCGCUGCUGAGUCUAGUUGAUUCUUGGAGUACAUGCUCCCCCUCCCACCUCCAAACGUUCCAGGACGUUUUCCUGAAAUCCUCCAGUGCUCAUUCCACCCUAAAUGUCAGCAAACUGCUGUAAACACAGCUGUAGGGGUUGACGGAUCAGAAGCCUCCCUUUUCUGUCCCUCCCCUGGCCUUGUGUGUUCUGGUCCCAUGGUUUCUCACCAGCUGGAAAAUGGUAUUUGAGUAUGAUCGACCACCUUUUGUAUCUGUUUAUGUCUGUGCUGAAAUUAACAUUGACCCUCAGCUGAGGAUAAAAAAUUGUUCGCACUCACAGUCUAAAAUGGAUACCAAUCCUGAUUUAAAAAGCUGUAUAACAUGAAAAUA